GUGUAGCCUGGAGAGGACGGAGCUCCUCGCCGCCACUUAACUGAAUUUUUACAACAAUCAUCCCUGCAGAGCGCUACCCCCACCCCUUUCCACCACCUUGCCAAGCCCCAGCCCUCCUCCACAACUGCUGGAACCCAUGUUUGAUUGGAUUAGACUCGGUUAGCCUUUGCACUCUCGCCCCGCUGAGGCUGGCUGGCUGUUUCCUGCUCCCCCAGACCGAGCGACCAAGCGUCUGGCAGCCGCGCGGCGAAGCGCUCUGGCCGGAUACCCUCGACGAGGACGAGCCGCUGUUUCUCGAGCAGGCGAGCGGCCACGAAGCACACACCAGGCGAGCAAACUAGAGCAUCAUGCGAAGGAAAUCGAGGAUAUUGUUGUGCUUCGCCGUGCUGUGGGUCCUGGGGAUAGCGUACUACUUCUACUCGGGGACCUCGCUGGGACGAAAGGAUGACUGGAGCUCCAAUGACUCAUCGGGCCGAAGCAAAGCUCACAGCUCGGAGGACAAAUCACAUGGCCUUGAAACUCUGCCCCCUGGUAAAGUUCGCUGGCAGGACUUUGACCAGGAUCUCUACGUUGGUGCCACAGUGGUUCGACCCGGUCAGGACCCAUAUGCCAGGAAUAAGUUUAACCAGGUGGAGAGUGACAAACUCCGUAUGGACCGAGCUGUGCCUGACACCAGACAUGAUCACUGCAGACAUAAACAGUGGAAAUCAGACCUGCCAGCCUCCAGUGUGGUCAUCACGUUCCACAAUGAAGCUCGUUCUGCUCUGCUGCGAACUGUAGUCAGCGUCUUGAAGAAAAGCCCUCCACACUUGGUCAAGGAAAUCAUUUUAGUGGACGACUACAGUGAUAACUCGGAGGACGGAGCUCUGCUGGGGAAGAUUGAAAAAGUCCGGGUUCUGAGAAACGACCGCAGGGAAGGUUUGAUGCGUUCGAGAGUGCGUGGUGCUGAUGCAGCAACAGCACCAGUCCUCACCUUCCUGGACUCUCACUGCGAAUGUAACGACCACUGGUUAGAGCCGCUUCUGGAGAGAGUCGCAGAGGAUAAAAGCAGAGUGGUUUCUCCCAUCAUUGAUGUUAUCAACAUGGACAACUUCCAGUAUGUGGGAGCCUCAGCCGAUCUGAAGGGAGGUUUUGACUGGAAUCUGGUCUUUAAAUGGGAUUACAUGACCUUGGACCAAAGGAGAGGGAGACAUGGAAAUCCAAUUGCCCCCAUAAAGACACCAAUGAUCGCCGGAGGUCUGUUUGUCAUGGAUAAAGAGUAUUUUGAAAAGUUGGGGAAGUACGACAUGAUGAUGGAUGUGUGGGGCGGAGAAAACCUGGAGAUUUCUUUCCGUGUGUGGCAAUGUGGUGGGAGUCUGGAGAUCAUCCCGUGCAGCAGAGUGGGCCACGUCUUCAGGAAGCAGCAUCCGUACACCUUCCCUGGAGGCAGCGGCACUGUGUUUGCGAGAAACACCAGGAGAGCAGCAGAAGUGUGGAUGGAUGAAUACAAAAACUUCUACUACGCCGCUGUUCCCUCAGCCAGGAAUGUGCCCUAUGGAAACAUCCAAAGUCGCCUGGAGAUGAAGAAAAGAUUGGGCUGCAAGCCGUUUAAAUGGUACCUGGAGAAUGUUUAUCCUGAGCUGCGGGUACCAGAUCACCAGGACAUUGCGUUCGGAGCACUGCAGCAGGGCGGGAACUGUCUGGACACUUUGGGUCAUUUUGCCGAUGGGGUGGUCGGCGUCUAUGAGUGUCACAACGCAGGAGGAAACCAGGAGUGGGCUCUGACGAAGGACAAGUCGGUGAAGCACAUGGACUUGUGUCUGACGGUGGUGGACCGAACGGCUGGCUCGCUCAUCAAACUACAGGGCUGUCGAGAGAACGACAGCAGACAGAAAUGGGAGCAGAUCGAGUCCAACUCCAAGCUGCGCCACGUGGGCAGCAACCUCUGCCUGGACAGUCACAGCGCCAGGAUGGGUGGGCUGACAGUGGAGGUCUGCAGCCCGAGCCUCAACCAACAGUGGAAGUUCUCGCUAAAUUUACAAUCCUAGGGGGCGCUGUCCCCAAAGGCUGCACCUCGAGGAGAGACACAUGGCAGACUCUAAUGAGGAGAAAGACUAAGCAGAUGAAAGAAUCCUCCUGUCAGGUCGGGGGUCUUGUCAGUGGAAAGUGUGCUCUCCCUGAAGCCCCUUCCUGAAAAACAGAGCGGCGCUCAGCGGGUGGGGUUUUUUACCAUAUUGGAAUAAACAGGGACUGACUGUGCCGGGUGGACGGGGAGAUGGUGUUGGUCACGAGGGAGAACGUUUUCCAUCGAAACGACAUACCUCUGUGUUUGCAGAAAUGAUGACCAGUGGAUUCUUUUUUCACUUUCCUAAAUGCUGUCGAAUGGAAGUCUUUUAUGUUUUUACACCAUUAUAAUUAUUUUAUUUUAUUGAUUUCUUCCUGGGAAGUCUCCUCGGUGGUUCCUAGGGGCCUUUUUGAUUUUGCGUUGCACCUCCUUGUUUUGUCUUGCACAGAGAGAGGACUGUGGGUCUUGAUGUUGGCAGAAUGAAUGGUGAUGUGACUUUUUUCAUUUACUGUUAUAGGUUUACGACGAGGAAGAGUCUGAGAAAAAGUUUACUUUUUUGUUCUUAUGGUUUUCUAUUCUUCAAAUGAACUUAAAAGAGGAAACUCCUGUGGUCACUUUCGACUGAUUCUUCUUUGAGUUUGAGCAAAACUUGAUCCUUAUGACAACUCUCAUUAGAUCUUAACCCCUUAACAUGAUCGGAUAUACCAGCCAUAACAUUAUGACCACCUGCCAGACCAGUUGAAGCUCUGAACAAAACUUUUCCAUUUACUGCUACUCUACAGGCUUAAUCUCUGUCAGUGUUUGUUCCACCACCAAAUCUCUGAUAGUUAAAAACAUAUAUGUUAUUGAUGGAAAAGAAUUUAGAAAAUGUGGGUGUCACCUGAUGGUGUGUAGUCAAGCCAAAGAGAAGUCGGGGUGCACAUCUUGUCACUGCUUUAUAUGUUGGACUUGGCAAUACCAUAGGUCACUCUCUCAGUGCAGUAUUAGCUUGGUGGUCAUAAUGUAAUGGCUGUUGAAGGCCAUUUCAUAAAAACCACAUCUAGUACGGCAACAAUCAUUCCUGUGAUAUGUUUCCUCUGUCACAACCCAGCAGCUUCUUCUUCUUCUUCAAACUCUCUGUGUGCCUGUGAGACUAAGCUGCUGCUCACGUUUGACAUACCAGCUCUUUAAGUGUCUCAUUUAAACCGUGCAAAAUUUUGUCUGGAGGAUUCCCACUUAUGUAACUGACUUUUUUUAAGGGGGGGCGGUCACUGCUUGAACUCUGUAGUCUGGUUGAACCCAGAUAAGGGGGGCGUCACCAGUCUGACACUCUGUUCCUACCUCAUCGCUUUGGAUAAAAGUGUCAGCUUGUGAGUUUUGUGCAAUGUUCUUCCCUUGCUUCCAUUGGUUUACUCCGGUUGCCUCCCUUUGCGGUGUGUUCAUUGUGGGUGUGAAUGGUUGUGUUGGCUGUAUGUGAACCGGAUGUGGCUCUGUCUGUUUGCUAGAGGAAGUUGAUCAGUAGUGGUUGAUCUUUGUGGUUGGAGCCACGUUUCUUUUCCAUGAUGUGGUGAUUUUUUUUUGUCAUCAAUGAAUAUAUAAAUUACACUUGUAUUAUGAGGUGUUUUCCGCGCUCAAAGUCGGUCAUGUGACUUGUUCAUGUUACUGAGAGAAGUUUGCCAUGGUGGCAACUAGGUUUGAUUCGAUUGGACACAGCGAUACAUGUUUUUUUUUAGCGCCAGGUUGACUGUAAUGUCAACCAAAAUCUGCUUAUCUGAUUUGAACCGGAUGUGCAAUUCUUAAAUUCUCCAUUUUCUUAUUUUUUAGUUGGUAGUUAAUUUUGGCAACAUCGCAAGGUGCCCAGCUCAGAUGUUUUGAUGCACAGCGUCCUCUGUGUCUGUGCUCAUAAACGAGAUCCGCGAAGUCAUUCAAGUUUUAGGCAACUUGACACUGAAUAAAUUCGUGCUGAAGUAACCCAGAAGUGGAAUAUACCAAACAUCCGCCUCCUCUUUUGAAGGCAAUCAGUGUUUUAGUUUUAUUUGUUUCAAUGUAGAACAGGAAUGAAAUGACUGCAAUGAGUCAGUGCAGCAUCACACUUGGAUGAUGACAUGUUUACAUCCAUCGCACGAUGUGCCAAAGUCCCUCCCUGUUUCUGUGUGAAGAAGGAUGAGGGUGACAGUUUGGGGGAAUGCACCAGAAUCUGCUCACUGCCAGCAGUAGGUUGUGUUUUUUUAUUUGAAGAUUUGUGUAAAACAAUCCACAAUGUGAUGCAGUGAAAGGGUGAGUCUUCCUUUGUGGGGCCGCAGAGUUCUUUCGUGUUUUGUCUUGUAAGAUGAGUCACCUUUUCAUCGGAACACACCCAAACUUCAGUGAACAGACAGCGCUCUUGAACUCAUCAAGGUCAAUGCAACAUUUCAGAUCUUAGUCGGUGUGUAUCCAGUUAACCUGUCGACUGAAUGAAUACACGUAGCCGCAGUCUUUUGGAAGGGAAAAUGAAUGAUCUCGAAUCACAGUUUGAGAGCAUGUGUGUGGGGAUACAUGUGAAUAUGUAUAUUUUUGUAUAUACAUACAAGAGUGUGUGUGUGUACAGUAUGUACAUAUAUACAGUGUACUCAGCUGCAGGAUCCUAGUUUUGUUGUCGGAUUGUACAGCGUCUCUAAAUGUUCCCUGUUUUAUAGAAACUGCGGCAAUUCAAAUUUGAAUGAGGAGAAAUGAUUAACUUAAAUA
Molecule: messenger RNA, 4747 nt
Organism: Synchiropus splendidus (mandarinfish)
Lineage: Eukaryota; Metazoa; Chordata; Actinopteri; Syngnathiformes; Callionymidae
Gene: galnt2
Product: UDP-N-acetyl-alpha-D-galactosamine:polypeptide N-acetylgalactosaminyltransferase 2
Exons: 16
Coding region: 348-2027 (559 amino acids)
Cellular component (GO): Golgi apparatus
Source: RefSeq, a predicted model, not a curated record